AGAUUACUUGCCGAAAUUAUCUAGAAUCGUAAUCUAAUGGUCAAUAAUCGUCAAAUUAAAGAAAUAGGUAAAAAUUCUAAUAUAACAUGAAUAUUUAUACCCCUAUUUCCAAGUGAUAUACAAAGAAAAAGAUUAUGAAGAAUUUGCCUGGUUUAUUUCUAAAGAAAGUAACAAGUCAUACCUUCUUAGAAAAUUUCAAACGCAAAUUCUCUUUAUUUAGUUCGUUAACUAGAGGGAAGGCUUAGUAUGGACUGAGAAUUCAUACGUAAUUAUACCAACUUCCCGCAAGUACAUUAUUAAAAAUUCAAGCGACAAGAUUAUGUUAACUUCUAUUGUAACCAUGCUAAUAGCUGGCUUCAGUUUUGCAAAUAGCGUUGAAAUUAUUAAGGGACAUCGAAACUUGACAGAAUAUUAUAUAGGAGAUACAAACUUGAUUAUAUCAGUACCUCACAACGGUCUUAGUUCUCCAGAUGACAUUCCAGAUAGGAAAAAUGGGUGUAAGGAUAAUACUGGAAAAUGUAUAUGGAAACACAAUUGUACAACUCCAUCAACGAGUUGUAAGCCUACUACGGUUACGGAUUCUCAUACAAGAAAGCUAGCUAUGCUUUUGUAUGAGUCGUAUAAAAAUGAAACCAAAAGGAGUCCUCAUAUGAUCAUUAGCAACUUGAGAAGAGCAAAAAUGGAUCCCAAUCGAAAUAGACAAGAGGGUGCAUACGAUAAUACGGAAGCACUAAGAGUAUAUGAUGACUAUCAUGGCUUUAUAAAUCAAGCAAAGAAUUCUAUAAACAGUUUUGGUCUCUUGUUAGAUAUUCAUGGCCAAAGCCAUGCUGAAUUAUGGAUUGAAUUGGGCUACUUAUUCAGCAGAGAAAUGUUAAAUACCAAUGAUACAAAUCCGGAAACAUCUUCAAUAUUUUCCUUGAGCAAAAGAUUCAAGAAUGUAACUUUUGAGAAUUUACUCAGAGGAUCGGAAAGUUAUGGUAAGCUUUUGGAUGAUUUAUCUUACAAAACUGUUCCGUCUCCUUCCUACUGGAGUCCUGGAAAUGGAAGAUAUUUUCGUGGAGGAUAUAUAACUCAAACUUAUGGUUCGAGAAAUGAAGGUGAAAUUGAUGCUAUUCAAAUUGAAAGUCCAAGAAAUUUAAGAUUUACGCCGGCAUUAAGAAAUAAAUAUGGUAAAGAUUUGGGGACAAUUACAGCACAGUUUAUGGACAAAUAUUACAAAAGACAAGAUUCAACAGACCCUACAAGUGGUAUGAAUGGUCUCAACAAUGCAAGAAAUACUAUAUCACUUUAUUUAUGCCUUUUAAUUUCUGUAUGUUUAGCAAAUUUCUAA
Messenger RNA from Dimorphilus gyrociliatus, 1330 nucleotides. The record is from the annotation of a GenBank genome assembly. Lineage: Eukaryota; Metazoa; Annelida; Polychaeta; Dinophilidae.